Messenger RNA from Rangifer tarandus platyrhynchus (Svalbard reindeer), 771 nucleotides. NCBI's taxonomy places the organism in Eukaryota, Metazoa, Chordata, Mammalia, Artiodactyla, Cervidae. The record is from the annotation of a GenBank genome assembly.
AUGGAGAACUUCCAAAAAGUGGAAAAGAUCAGAGAGGGCACGUACAGAGUUGUGUACAAAGCCAAAAGCAAGUUGACGGGAGAAGUGGUGGCGCUUAAAAAAAUCCUCCUGGACACUGAGACAGAGGGUGUGUGUACCCAGUACUGCUCAAGGAGCUUCAUCACCCCAAUAUUGUCCAACUGCUGGAUGUCCUUCACACAGAAAACAAACUCUACCUGGUUUUUGAGUUUCUGCACCAGGAUCUCAGUUCAUGGACGCCUCUGUGCUCAUUGGCAUUCCUCUUCCCCUCAUAAAGAGCUACUUGUUCCAGCUGCGCCAGGGCCUAGCUUUCUGCCACUCUUAUCGGGUCCUGCACCAAACCUCCAACCUCAGAAUCUGCUUAUCAAUGCAGAUGGGUCCAUCAAGCUAGCAGACUUGGGACUAGCCAGAGCUUUUGGGGUCCCUGUUCGUACUUACACUGAUGAGAUGGUGACCCGCCAGGCCCUGUUCCCCGGAGAUUCUGAGAUUGACCAACUCUACAGGAUCUUUCGGACCCUGGAGAGCCCAGAUGAGGUGGUUUGGCCAGGAGUUACUUCUAUGCUGGAUUAUAAGCCAAGUUUCCCCAAGUGGGCCAGGCAAGAUUUUAGCAGUGUGGUGCCAGAUGAAGAUGGAUGGAGCUUGUUACCACAAAUGCUGCACUAUGACCCUAACAAGCGGAUUUCAGCCAGGGCAGCUCUGGCUCACCCUUUCUUCCAGGAUGUGACCAAGCCAGUGCCUCACCUUCGACUCUGA